AUUAUGCUAGUAUUCCGUGAAGAAAAAACACCAGAAGACGAGAUUAAAGCGUGGCAGUUCUGGCAUGGACGGCAACAUAGUAUUAAACAGCGGAUAUUAGACGCAGAUACAAAAAACAGUUCCGGAAUUAUUGGACAAAUUGAGGAGAUUACACAUAAUGCCAUAGCCUUUUAUUGGAAUCCUCUUGAAAGUUCUGCAAAGGUGAACGUAGCAGGGCAGUGCCUUAGUACAGAUUUCAGUAGCCAGAAGGGAGUGAAAGGUCUCCCGUUGCACAUACAGAUCGAUACGUUCGAUGACUGCAGAGAGGGGAUUAACCCUAUUCAUCGGGGGUAUUGUCAGAUAAAAGUUUUCUGUGAUAAGGCGAAAAGUCAUCCAACUAUUAAACAUCAUGAGUUGUAA
Molecule: messenger RNA, 399 nt
Organism: Limulus polyphemus (Atlantic horseshoe crab)
Lineage: Eukaryota; Metazoa; Arthropoda; Merostomata; Xiphosura; Limulidae
Product: protein grainyhead-like
Exons: 5
Coding region: 4-399 (131 amino acids)
Biological process (GO): regulation of transcription by RNA polymerase II
Cellular component (GO): nucleus
Molecular function (GO): DNA-binding transcription activator activity, RNA polymerase II-specific; RNA polymerase II cis-regulatory region sequence-specific DNA binding
Source: RefSeq, a predicted model, not a curated record